Messenger RNA from Aaosphaeria arxii CBS 175.79, 1773 nucleotides. RefSeq names its product FAD-binding domain-containing protein. Gene Ontology annotation, molecular function: FAD binding. Bases 268 to 1773 code for a protein of 501 amino acids. The record is from RefSeq and is a predicted model, not a curated record. The transcript is spliced from 4 exons. NCBI's taxonomy places the organism in Eukaryota, Fungi, Ascomycota, Dothideomycetes, Pleosporales.
CAUACAAAGACGCCAAUGGAGCAGUCUCCCCUCAGACCCCCUGUUCAAACCGUUGUUUUCGGUUAUCGGAUUAUAUUAUGGACGAUUGAUGGGAUGAUUCCCGGAUCUUGACCACGCCACCUACCCAAGGGCGUUCACUGCACAGCACCUUAGACCGUAGUUGACAUUUUAUCACCAUCGCGUUUCACUCGUUUGCUUUGCGUGUUGGUACCAUUGUCCAGCGACAAUCGCCGCAUUCCCGGGAACCUCCCACCACCAUCACUAAUCAUGACCAUCUCACACUCCCUCGUCUCACUCUCUCUUGUUAUUGCUUCCUACUUUUCACAAUCUUCAGCUACCGUGAUACGCCGGGAUGACGGCGUGCCAUCAAUUCGAAGUGAAUUGGGCCCAGUGCUGUCUCCCGAAGCCAUCAUUGUCGACUCCGAGCGCGGAAACUUGACCGAAGCAACCAAGAGAUGGCAGGUAUUUGCCAGUCCAAGCUUUGAUUAUGUCGUCCAGGUCGCAAAUGAGAACGACAUUGUCGAGACUGUCAAAUACGCAAACAGAUACUCAAUCCCUUUCCUCGUGGUCAACGCCGGACAUGGCGAGAUAAAAUCUUUGGGGGGUCUUAAGAAGGGACUCCAAAUCACGGUCCGAUCCCUGAAGAAGAUUACUGUUCACGACAACAACACGGCGACGAUUGGUGGUGGUGCCAGCAACCUCGAUAUAACCACCGAGCUUUGGAAAGCAAACAAACAGACUGUGAGCGGCACUUGCGAAUGCGUCGGCUUCUUGGGUCCCCUCCUCGGCGGCGGCCACGGCUUCCUCCAAGGAUACCACGGACUUGCAGCCGACCAACUCAUCUCUGCACGAGUGGUGCUUGCAAAUGGCACCAUUGUAACCGCCUCCGACACUUCCAACCCCAAACUGUUCUGGGCACUCCGAGGCGCGGGACACAACUUCGGCAUAGUGACCGAGGCGACGGUAAAGAUCUACGAUGUACCCAAGGACGACAUAUGGUACUACGAGAACUUCAUCUACCAAGGCGAUUCCAUAGAAGCAGUAUUCGGACAGCUGAACAAGAUCAAGCGGGACACGCCAGUGCAGUUUGAGCACUACGCCGUCUUUGGGCGACUGCCGCAAAUCGAUCCCGUCAACGCGCUUGUAUUCUUCAGCAUCCUGUACAACGGCCCGGCUUCCGCUGCCGACAAAUGGGUCGCUCCGUUCCGUCAAUUCUCUCCAAUCGACAUUCAGAAUGGCACCGCGACGUACCCGCAGCUCUCUGGGAUAACGGGAAAUGGCAUCAAUGACGCAAUUUGUCAACACGAGAAUCUGAAUCGUAUUCGCUAUCCCAUCUACCUGGAUAGAUUCGAUCCGGGCGCGGGCAAAGCGACCUUUGACUAUUUCAAUAAAACCAUUUCGGAUCACCCCGGUCUAGCCGGAUCGCUGAUGUUGUUCGAGGGUCUCUCGACCCAGGCCGUCAAGAGCGUCAGGCUGGACUCGACAGCGAUACCGCACAGGGAUUAUUUCGUCCUCUCAUCCCCCGUCGUGACGUACGCACCUGACGCUUCGCUUGACGCUAUCGCAGAGGACUUUGGCCGCAACCUGCGCAUGACGCUACACAAUGCGUCCAAGGCGGAAAAGAUGCACACGUACGUGAACUACGCGGUGGGAGAGGAGUCGUUGGAGAACAUCUAUGGCUAUAAUUCUUGGAGGGUGCACGACUUGAAGAAGCACAAGAGGGCGUACGAUCCCCAAGAUCGGUUUCGAUGGUAUGCGCCGAUUGGAGUGUGA